Mya arenaria is the source of this 5231-nucleotide messenger RNA. Its product is annotated as sodium/potassium-transporting ATPase subunit alpha-like. Gene Ontology annotation, cellular component: membrane. The record is from RefSeq and is a predicted model, not a curated record. NCBI's taxonomy places the organism in Eukaryota, Metazoa, Mollusca, Bivalvia, Myida, Myidae. Bases 213 to 3311 code for a protein of 1032 amino acids. The transcript is spliced from 19 exons. Gene Ontology annotation, biological process: intracellular potassium ion homeostasis; proton transmembrane transport; potassium ion import across plasma membrane. Gene Ontology annotation, molecular function: P-type sodium:potassium-exchanging transporter activity; ATP hydrolysis activity; ATP binding.
AACACCGUAUGUUGCAAAAUUUCCUUCUUUUUGAAGCAGCCCCCUCUCGACACAUUGCGAAAUCAUCGACCGGUAACUUGGGGCGGGGCUUCCACUGAAAAUUUGUGUCAACUUGUAUUUCGAAAUUCGAAGGUGCGCGUGACGUCAGCUGAUUGACAGCUGGAGAGAGUCUACAUACGUCACGACCUCUUUUACGAUCACUGGUGUAGAACAUGGCGUCCAGCAAGGUGAAAACGUCCCAACAGGGACCCCGGCAGGACAGUUACCGGUAUGCAGUCACACCGGGGGAUGAGGGUGGCAAAAAGAAAGGCAAGAAGAAGGGCAAGGCCGACAUGGACGAGCUCAAACAGGAGCUGACCAUGGACGAGCACAAGAUUCCAAUCACCGAGCUCUACAGCAGACUUAACACUGACCCCAACAUGGGUCUUACACCAGAAAUGGCUGCUCAAGUCCUAGAAAGAGAUGGUCCCAAUGAGCUGACGCCCCCAAAGACGACCCCAGAAUGGCUCAAGUUCUGCAAGCAGCUAUUUGGUGGUUUUGCCUUGUUGCUGUGGCUUGGAGCCAUCCUGUGUUUCAUUGCCUACAGUAUCCAGGCUUCUGCUAUGGAACAUGUCCCUGGUGAUAACUUGUAUCUUGGCGUUGUGCUGACAGCUGUGGUGGUUGUGACAGGCUGUUUCUCCUACUACCAGGAAGCCAAAUCCUCCAGAAUCAUGGACUCAUUCAAGAACAUGGUCCCUCAGUACGGUAUUGUGAUCCGUAAUGGCAUUAGUAAGGACAUCAAGGCUUCAGAGAUGGUUGUUGGUGACAUUGUUGACGUAAAGUUCGGAGACAGGCUUCCCGCUGACGUCAGAGUUAUAUCGUCCCAUGGAUUCAAGGUUGACAACUCCUCCCUCACAGGAGAAUCUGAGCCCUGUUCAAGAGGCAGUGAGUUCACACACGAAAAUCCACUGGAAACCAAGAAUCUCGCUUUCUUCUCGACAAAUGCUGUUGAAGGAACAUGCCGUGGUAUUGUUAUCAGGACUGGUGACCGCACUGUGAUGGGCAGAAUUGCUAACCUGGCCUCUGGACUUGAAGUUGGUGACACGCCCAUUGCCAAGGAAAUUGCCCAUUUCAUCCACUUGAUCACCGGUGUUGCUGUCUUCCUUGGAGUUUCCUUCUUCAUUAUUGCCUUCAUCCUUGGCUACUUCUGGCUUGACGCUGUCAUCUUCUUGAUAGGUAUCAUUGUCGCCAACGUACCUGAAGGUCUCCUGGCUACUGUCACAGUGUGUCUGACCCUGACCGCUAAGCGAAUGGCAAAGAAGAACUGCCUGGUGAAGAACUUGGAAGCUGUGGAGACACUCGGCUCUACCUCAACCAUCUGCUCUGACAAGACCGGCACCCUCACACAGAACAGAAUGACUGUCGCCCACAUGUGGUUUGAUGGAAGGAUUGUGGAAGCUGACACCAGCGAUGACCAAUCUAACUCUACCUAUGGCCGUUCUGACCCCUCGUGGCUGGCUCUCUCUCGCUGUGCCAUGUUGUGUAAUAGGGCAGAGUUCAAGGCAGACCAGGAAAAUGUCCCUGUCCUCAAGAGGGAAUGUAACGGUGAUGCAUCAGAGUCUGCACUGCUCAAAUGUGUUGAGCUGUCCAUUGGCCAUGUGACCGACUUCAGGAAGAGAAACAGGAAGGUCUGCGAGAUUCCAUUCAACUCAUCCAACAAAUACCAGGUGUCUAUCCAUGAGACUGAGGACCCCAACGACCCUCGCUGUGUGUUGGUGAUGAAGGGAGCCCCAGAGAGGGUCCUUGACAUGUGUUCCACAUAUAUGAAGGAUGGCAGCGAGUAUCCCCUUGAUGAACCAUUCAAGACUGCAUUCAACAUCGCAUACAUGGAGCUUGGAGGGCUCGGAGAGCGUGUGCUUGGAUUCUGUGACUAUGUCCUGCCCACUGAGCAGUACCCACCAGGCUACCAGUAUGACUCUGAAGAUCCCAACUUCCCACUUAACGGCUUGCGCUUUAUUGGACUCAUGGCCCUGAUUGACCCUCCAAGAGCCGCUGUACCUGACGCUGUCGGAAAAUGCAGGAGUGCUGGUAUCAAGGUUAUUAUGGUAACAGGUGACCACCCCAUCACAGCCAAGGCCAUUGCCAAGGGUGUUGGUAUCAUCUCGGAGGGAAGUCUAACCGUUGACGAUAUUGCUAGCCAGAGAGGAAUCCCCGUUGAGGAGGUUGACCCAUCAGAAGCCAAGGCGUGCGUUGUCCAUGGCAUGGACCUGAGGGACAUGACCCCAUUCCAGAUAGAUGAGAUUCUGAACAACCAUGCUGAGAUCGUGUUUGCCCGUACCUCUCCCCAGCAGAAACUCAUCAUUGUUGAGGGAUGCCAGCGACAGGGACAGAUUGUGGCCGUCACUGGUGAUGGUGUCAAUGACUCUCCUGCACUUAAGAAGGCUGAUAUUGGUGUUGCUAUGGGAAUCGCUGGUAGUGACGUGAGCAAACAGGCCGCUGACAUGAUCUUGCUUGACGACAACUUUGCCUCCAUUGUUACCGGUGUAGAGGAGGGCCGUCUUAUCUUUGACAACUUGAAGAAGUCCAUUGCCUACACCCUGACAUCCAACAUUCCAGAAAUCUCACCAUUCUUGCUCUUCAUUCUUAUGGACAUUCCACUGCCCCUGGGAACUAUCACCAUUCUCUGUAUUGACUUGGGAACUGACAUGGUACCGGCUAUCUCUCUGGCUUAUGAACAGGCUGAAAACGACAUCAUGAAGCGUCUGCCACGUGACCCACUCCACGACAAGCUUGUAAAUGAAAGAUUGAUCAGUAUGGCGUACGGACAGAUCGGUAUGAUCCAGGCCUCAGCUGGUUUCUUCACAUACUUUGUAAUCAUGGGAGAGAGCGGGUUCUGGGCAACAAAGCUGCUGGGUCUUCGUGAACAGUGGGACUCGCGUGGUGUCAACGAUGUGCAGGACUCUUACGGCCAAGAAUGGACAUAUGCCCAGAGGAAGCGCCUGGAGUUCACAUGCCACACAGCUUUCUUUGUGUCCAUUGUGAUUGUGCAGUGGGCCGAUCUGAUCAUCUGUAAGACCAGGAAACUCUCCCUCUUCCAGCAGGGAAUGAAGAACCAUCACCUUACCUUUGGUCUGUUCUUCGAGACUGCCCUGGCUGCCUUUUUGACAUAUUGUCCAGGACUGGAGAAGGGAUUGAGAAUGCAGAACCUGCGUGCCACCUGGUGGUUCGUCGCAUUGCCGUUCAGCAUUGUUAUCUUCAUCUACGAUGAGUGCAGGAAGUUGAUAUUGAGAAACAAUCCAGGAGGCUGGGUAGAAAGGGAAACAUACUAUUGAUGGCCGUUAUGUUUUAGAUAUGUAAAUUUACAAAUGUCCAAGAAAAAAGACUUUCAUACAAGGAUAGUGCUGGCCCAGAUGGUAUAUACAAGAAAAACCGACACUGUGCCCAGCACAAAAUGCACAGCUUAUUUAGUAUUUUAAUAAAAUUGUAUUCAAGUUGUCACAAAAAUGAAGACUGGGAAGCCUUUUCUCAUUGUCACAUUUUGAGUUGAUUUGGCAAUAGGGAAUUACAACAUGUUUUAUACACAAACAAUUUAUUGAAUUUUAAUUUUGUAACUGGUUUCUACAAGAGUGCAAUGGUUUUGUGUGUUGACUUUGUCUGAGCUGUCCAUUUGCUAGUACAUGAUGAUGAAAGAUGGAAUGUUAUCAAGAUUGCAUACAAUUGGCUUGAGUAAAGUGACUGUGUUUAUUUCUGCGAGUCCAUAUGUCCAUAACUAUCACCUAUGGGGGUGAAAUAGGUUGCAGUACCAUCGGCAACAUGCGAGUGUUAGUUGCAGUACCAUCGGCAACAUGCGAGUGUUAGUUGCAAUACCAUCGGCAACAUGCGAGUCUAGUGUACAAUUACCAUCCGUGUACACACUGUGCUUUAUACCAUACUGAGCACAGCUAUUCAAAUACGCAUCUAGACACUUUACUUUCAUACAAGAUCAUGCAGUCAAUGAAAACUUUUCAAGAGAGAUGGUAGCUAUUUUGUAGACGGCAAAAACAUAUCGAAUCUCAAAGGGAACGUUGAGCUCGAAGCACGGCUUGUGAACAUUGCUGUGUUCGAUCCCAGGUCCCGGGGUUCAGCCUGGGCUAUUAACGGAGUGAGAAACUAAUUGGUGCCAUCCUGCUUAAGAGAUUGGAUCGGGGAUGAAAAGGUUGAAAUAAUACUUAACUGUGAUAGAUGAAUUGUAAAUCACAUAAAGAGCUAAAUGGAAGGAUUUAAACAUAAGAUUCAUUUUAUUGUUUUAAAUCCUUCAGAAAUGUGGCAUGGCUAUAGGCAGGAUUAUUUGUUCAGUGAUGUAUAUAUUGUAUUUUUUUAAAUGAAAUGCUUGUUAAACUAUGUUUCAUUCUAUUUUCAUCGCUCAACUUUGACAUGCCCACUGAUUUCAUUUCAAUUGUUUAAUUUAGAAUAGCUUCGGUCUGUCACAUGAUUUGUUAUAGAAAAUAUCCCUUGUCUAUUAUUGAUAAUUAUCGUUAUUUCUCUACUGUGUGACUGUUGAGGUGCACGUUUUUAUUCCAACUUUUAAUAGAUUUUAACCUUGCAAGAUUUUAUAAAAUAUUUGUAAUGAAUUUUGUUUUCGACACAAAAUGUUGGCUUGUGUUACACUGCUCUGUAAAAUCAUACACCACUGAAAAUUGACAUUUUCAUUCUGUCCUAAAACAUUCCAACCACUUUGCCAGAUGUUCUGAUCUUCAUUCGCGUUCUGUUUUAGUAUUUACAUUACAUAGAAGCUGUAGCAAUUUCGUACCAUAAUGACCUUAGCCCCACAGAAACAUUGUAUGCGUUCAAUUUUCAAAUCACACAUAUAUACUUAUCGUUUUGAUGAUUGCUUCAUUGAUCCAAAUUCAUGCCAACAAUUAUGAAUCAAUUUAGUGUUUUACUAGUCAGUUAUACAAUAUCCUGAAGGUAACAUCUUUGAAGAUCAGUUUUCAUCUGACAACACCUCAUGUAAGCUUUAACCACGCUGGAAAAUUUCUCAAUGUAUCUGUUGAAUUGAUUCUGCCUACUACACUGAAAGUUUUCCAGACUUUGCACAUUUUAUGAAUAGUUUUGUAACGUAGCUUUAGUCGGUUAUGUAUUAAUAAAGGUAACAUAUUUCCGAACAGUUUCUGUAACAUAAUUUGAUAUCUUGUCCAACAUUUUGAGUGGUUAAUAUAUUUUAAUUUGUAUUGGUUAAUACACUUGUAAGAUAAUAAAAUAGAGCAAAAAUA